GGUCCAUGGACAUUCCUUUGGCUUCACCUUUCCUGGCGAAAUGGGGGUGGCAACUCUUCUCCUCUGCGUCCGCCUGUUUGUGGCUCUCUUUUUCUCUUCCUGUUGGAUUUCCCAGUUUGUUUGAGCCUGGACAGGAACUCCGUGCUCCGCCCCAUGGUAAUAACACCGAGCCUGGAAGGACUCCCCAAGCUACCGACGAUACCGUGGAAAAACUCCCCGUACACACUAACUUGGACUUCCAGCCUCGUUGGAAAAGGAGGAAGGGGAGGAAUCGACGACGUGCCCGGCUGAAUGGCGCUGCUGUCGGCUUAGUCGACUCUCGGUUUCCCGAAGCUAACCAACAACUCUCGGCGGAAUGACGUCCACUGUGACUUUAGAGGAUGCGCUGUCCAACGUGGACCUUCUGGAGGAGCUGCCGCUGCCCGACCAGCAGCCGUGCAUCGAGCCCCUCCCCUCCUCGGUCAUGUACCAACCCAACUUCAACACCAAUUUUGAGGACCGCAACGCCUUCGUCACGGGCAUCGCUCGAUACAUCGAGCAGGCCACUGUUCACUCCAGCAUGAAUGAGAUGCUGGAGGAAGGUCAAGAGUAUGCGGUCAUGCUGUACACCUGGAGGAGCUGCUCACGCGCAAUUCCGCAGGUGAAAUGCAACGAGCAGCCUAACCGGGUGGAAAUCUACGAGAAGACGGUGGAGGUGCUGGAGCCCGAAGUUACCAAACUGAUGAACUUCAUGUACUUUCAGCGCACCGCCAUCGACCGCUUCUGCGGCGAGGUCCGCCGCCUGUGUCACACCGAGCGGCGCAAGGACUUUGUCUCGGAGGCCUACCUGCUGACGCUGGGGAAAUUCAUCAACAUGUUUGCCGUGCUCGACGAGCUCAAGAACAUGAAGUGCAGCGUCAAGAACGACCACUCGGCUUACAAGCGCGCCGCCCAGUUUCUUCGUAAAAUGUCUGAGCCCUCAUCCAUUCAGGAAUCCCAGAACUUGUCCAUGUUCCUGGCAAACCACAACAAAAUCACUCAGUCUUUGCAGCAACAGCUGGAGGUGAUCAACGGCUACGAAGAGCUGCUGGCCGACAUCGUCAACCUGUGCGCCGAGUAUUACGACAACAAGAUGUACCUGACCCCUGGAGAGAAGCACAUGCUACUCAAAGUCAUGGGCUUUGGGUUGUACCUCAUGGAUGGAAACAGCAGCAACAUCUACAAGAUGGACGCCAAGAAGAGGAUUAACCUGACCAAGAUUGAUAAGUUUUUCAAGCAACUACAGGUGGUUCCACUUUUCGGCGACAUGCAGAUCGAGUUGUCUCGGUACAUCAAGACCAGCGCUCACUUUGAGGAGAACAAAUCCAGAUGGACAUGCACGUCCAUAUCCAGCAGCCCUCAGUACAACAUCUGCGAGCAGAUGAUUCAGAUCCGCGAGGAUCACAUGCGCUUCAUCUCCGAGCUCGCCCGCUACAGCAACAGCGAGGUGGUGACCGGCUCGGGGCGUCAGGAGGCCCAGAAGACGGAUUUGGAGUACAGAAAGCUUUUUGACUUGGCUCUGCAGGGCAUGCAGCUCAUGUCGCAGUGGAGCGCUCACGUCAUGGAAGUGUACUCCUGGAAACUGGUGCAUCCCACCGACAAGUACUCCAACAAGGAGUGCCCCGACAAUGCCGAGGAAUACGAGCGCGCCACUCGAUAUAACUACACCAGCGAAGAAAAGUUUGCCCUGGUGGAGGUGAUGGCCAUGAUAAAAGGGCUGCAGGUGCUGAUGGGCCGCAUGGAGAGCGUGUUCAACCACGCCAUCCGCCACACCAUCUACUCGGUCCUGCAGGAUUUCUCGCAGGUGACCCUGCGCGACCCGCUGCGUCAGGCCAUCAAGAAGAAGAAGAACGUCAUCCAGAGUGUGCUCCAAGCCAUCCGAAAGACGGUGUGCGAUUGGGAGACGGGUCGUGAGCCGCACAACGACCCGGCCCUCCGUGGCGAAAAGGACCCCAAGGGCGGAUUCGACAUCAAGGUCCCUCGACGAGCCGUGGGACCCUCCAGCACUCAGGUGACACCUCAUUUUGGGCACAUCCCACUCAUGAUUUUUGCUCACGUUCCAAACGAACCACUUUCCUCCCUUUUGAAGCUCUACAUGGUGAGGACCAUGCUGGAGUCCCUGAUCGCCGACAAAAGCGGCUCCAAGAAGACCUUGCGCAGCAGUCUGGAGGGCCCCACCAUCCUGGAUAUCGAGAGAUUCCACCGCGAGUCCUUCUUCUACACCCACCUGCUGAACUUCAGUGAAACCUUGCAGCACUGUUGCGACCUCUCCCAGCUUUGGUUCAGGGAGUUCUUCCUGGAGCUCACCAUGGGACGCAGGAUCCAGUUCCCCAUCGACAUGUCCAUGCCCUGGAUCCUCACAGAUCACAUUCUGGAGACCAAGGAAUCUUCCAUGAUGGAGUACGUGCUUUAUCCUCUGGAUUUGUACAACGACAGCGCCCACUACGCCCUGACCAAGUUCAAGAAGCAGUUCCUCUAUGACGAAAUUGAAGCCGAGGUCAACUUGUGCUUCGAUCAGUUUGUCUACAAGCUGGCCGAUCAGAUAUUCGCUUACUACAAGAUCCUCGCCGGAAGUCUUCUCCUGGACAAACGUUUGCGUGCCGACUGUAAGAACCAAGGCGCUAACAUUCCCUGGCCGGCCUCCAACCGCUACGAGACCCUGCUGAAGCAGCGCCACGUACAGCUCCUCGGCCGCUCCAUCGACCUGAACAGGCUCAUCACUCAGAGGGUCUCGGCCGCUUUGUACAAGUCCCUGGAGCUGGCCAUCAAUCGCUUUGAGAGCGAAGAUCUCACUUCAAUCAUGGAACUGGAAGGACUUCUCGAGAUCAACCGCCUGACGCACAAGCUCCUCUGCAAGUUCUUGACGCUGGACAGCUUUGACGCCAUGUUCCGCGAAGCCAACCACAACGUGUCGGCGCCGUACGGCCGCAUCACGCUGCACGUCUUCUGGGAGCUCAACUAUGACUUCCUGCCCAAUUACUGCUACAACGGCUCCACCAACAGGUUCGUGCGCACAGUCCUUCCUUUCUCUCAGGAGUUCCAGAGGGACAAGCCACCCAAUGCUCAACCGCAGUAUCUAUACGGAUCCAAGACGCUGAACUUGACCUACAGCAGCAUUUUCAGCUGCUACCGCAACUUUGUGGGCCCACCGCACAUCAAGGUCAUGUGCCGGCUGCUGGGCUACCAGGGCAUCGCCGUGGUGAUGGAGGAGCUGCUCAAAGUGGUCAAGAGCCUGCUGCAGGGCACCAUCAUGCAGUACGUGAAGACCCUGAUGGAGGUGAUGCCCAAGAUCUGCCGGCUUCCUCGCCACGAAUACGGCUCGCCAGGAAUCCUGGAGUUCUUCCACCACCAGCUGAAGGACAUCGUGGAGUACGCCGAGCUCAAGACGGUUUGCUUCCAGAGCUUGCGGGAAGUGGGCAAUGCCCUCCUCUUCUGUCUACUCAGCGAGCAGAGUCUGUCACAGGAGGAGGUUUGUGAUCUGUUACAUGCAGCACCUUUCCAGAACAUUCUGCCCAGAGUCCACAUUAAAGAGGGUGAGCGCUUGGAUGCCAAGAUGAAGCGCCUGGAGGCCAAAUAUACCGCGCUGCACAUGGUUCCUCUCAUCGAGCGUCUCGGCACGCCGCAGCAAAUCGCCAUCGCUCGUGAGGGCGACCUGCUGACCAAGGAGCGUCUGUGCUGCGGCCUGUCCAUGUUUGAGGUGAUCCUGGCGCGCGUGCGCGGCUUCCUGGACGACCCAAUCUGGCGCGGCCCUUUGCCCAGCAACGGCGUCAUGCACGUGGACGAGUGCGUGGAGUUCCACCGCCUGUGGAGCGCCAUGCAGUUUGUCUAUUGCAUUCCCGUCGGCGAGCACGAGUACACCGUCGAGCAGUGCUUCGGCGACGGCCUCCACUGGACAGGCUGCAUGAUCAUCAGCCUGCUGGGCCAGCAGAGACGCUUCGACAUCCUGGACUUCAGCUACCACCUGCUCAAGGUGCAGAAGCACGACGGCAAGGACGAGCUCAUCAAAAGUGUAGUGCUGAAGAAAAUGGUGGACCGCAUCCGCAAGUUCCAAGUGCUCAACAACGAGAUUUUCGCCAUCCUGAACAAGUACCUCAAGUCGGGCGAUGGUGAGAACAUGCCGGUGGAGCACGUGCGCUGUUUCCAGCCGCCCAUUCAUCAAUCGCUGGCCAGCAGUUGAAGGCAAAAAUAUUACAAAUACUCCUUUUUUUCUUUGACUUGGUUAGCAAAGACCACAGGGUGUUAUUCCCAACUUUUUGUAUUCACACGUGCCUUAUCGGGGAAAUAGAUUUGUUUUAUACUUCUAGACUUUCUAAGAGAUUAAUAUUUAAAAAGAUUUUGUGGUGGUGGUGGAACAUUAGACUUGAGGUGAAGUUUUUCAUAUUUUGCAUGCCAACGCAUUUCUAUUGACAGUGCCUUGACUUUUAAUCAUCCUUUUAUUAUUUCAAUAAAUAUGUAACAAAUCUGUU
Syngnathus acus (greater pipefish) is the source of this 4484-nucleotide messenger RNA. It is a transcript of the gene cyfip1, whose product is annotated as cytoplasmic FMR1 interacting protein 1. The record is from RefSeq and is a predicted model, not a curated record. Gene Ontology annotation, biological process: lamellipodium assembly; cell morphogenesis; axon guidance. Gene Ontology annotation, cellular component: neuron projection; SCAR complex; synapse. Gene Ontology annotation, molecular function: small GTPase binding; RNA 7-methylguanosine cap binding. Bases 356 to 4195 code for a protein of 1279 amino acids. Lineage: Eukaryota; Metazoa; Chordata; Actinopteri; Syngnathiformes; Syngnathidae. The transcript is spliced from 30 exons.